Heterobasidion irregulare TC 32-1 is the source of this 1533-nucleotide messenger RNA. It is a transcript of the gene cyp44, whose product is annotated as cytochrome P450 monooxygenase 44. The record is from RefSeq and is a predicted model, not a curated record. NCBI's taxonomy places the organism in Eukaryota, Fungi, Basidiomycota, Agaricomycetes, Russulales, Bondarzewiaceae. Gene Ontology annotation, molecular function: heme binding; monooxygenase activity; iron ion binding. The transcript is spliced from 10 exons. The coding region runs from base 1 to 1533 and encodes 510 amino acids.
AUGCCUUCUUCUAUUAUAUUCACAUUUCUCGACAUUUCUCUAGCCAUCCUUGGCUUGUACCUCAUCAAGCGUCAUUUUGAUAAACCGGCCGGGCGCAGAAUCCCAGGGCCAAAGGGUUUACCAUUGAUUGGGAACCUCUUCGACGUUCCAAUAGAGAACGAGCCAUUGGUCUUUACGGAAUGGCAAAAGAAAUACGGCGAUAUCGCCUCAGCCACUGUCCUUGGCCAAAAAAUCAUCAUCCUAAACUCGCCCAAGCUGGCCGUCGACAUCCUCAACAAGAAGAGUUCGAUCUACUCAAAUCGACCCCAUUUCACGAUGGCCUCUGACCUCGUCGGAUGGAAAGACGCCAUUGUCAUGCUGCCGAACGAGGAUCGGUUCAGGGGGUAUCGCAAGAUGAUGCAUCAAGCAAUCGGGAGUCGCUCCGCCGUUGAAAGGUAUCUAGACACCAUGGAGUCUGAGGCGCACGCAUGUCUCCGCUCGAUACUGAAGGACCCUCGCAAUCCUGUGGUUCCUGUCCGCAAAGCUGUUGGCGCAGUCAUUCUGAUUAUCUCGCACGGAUACAAGGUCACAUCUGCCAAUGACCCGUUGGUAAGAGUCGCAGAUGCCGCAACGGAUCAGCUCGGUAUCCUCCUCGCUCCAGGAAACUUCCUUGUAGACACCAUCCCGGCCUUACAAUACGUCCCAGAAUGGGUGCCUGGCGCAGGUUUCCAGAAGAUCGCCCGGGAAUGGCGCGCCACUCUGUAUGAGCUGACCGACAGGUCUUUUGAUUAUGUCAAACAACAGAUGGCCGCGGGGAUAGCUGUUCCAAACCUCGUCAGCAAUCUUAUGGACGGCAAGAAAGUGUCGCUAAAGGAAGAAGAGGACAUUAAAUGGGCUGCCUCCAGCUUAUAUUCUGCUGGAAUUGACAAUCCGGUCAACGCCCUGGCCACGUUCUUCCUGGCGAUGACUAUGCAUCCCGAAGUCCAGAGGAAGGCACAAGCUGAAAUCGAUGCAGUCAUCGGAAGGGACAGACUACCACUCUUCUCCGAUAGGGAUCAAAUGCCAUACAUGAACGCGCUGUGCAAGGAGCUCAUCCGCUGGGGUCCCACUGCACCGCUGGGCGCUCCACACUGCGCCACUCAGGACGAUUUCCAUGACGGUUACUUUAUCCCGAAGGGCACCAUCAUAGUCGCGAAUAUAUGGCAUUUUUUGCACGACCCGGAGGUCUACCCUGAUCCCAACAGGUUCAACCCUGACCGUUUGAUCUCGUCUCCCGGCAAGCCUGCUCAGCGCGACCCCUUUGAAGUCUCGUUCGGAUACGGACGACGGUCUUGCCCAGGCUCUGUGCUGGCUGACUAUCUCCUUUUCAUAUUCUGUGCAUCCAUUCUAGCGGUGUACGAUAUUGAGAAGGUCGAGGAGAACGGUAUCAUCCAAGAGCCUAAACACGAAUUCACCAGCGGUGUCCUAGUUAAGCCAAAGCCAUUCAAGACCUGCCUAAAGCCGCGCUCUGCUAAGGCCGAGGCGCUCAUCCGCUCCAUCGAGGAAUUGCGUUGA